This is a messenger RNA of Bursaphelenchus okinawaensis, 237 nucleotides long. The record is from the annotation of a GenBank genome assembly. NCBI's taxonomy places the organism in Eukaryota, Metazoa, Nematoda, Chromadorea, Rhabditida, Aphelenchoididae.
AUGGUUCAGGAAAUCAAGGUGAAACAUGACCAUGUUUGGGCAGUGUUGCUUCUCAAAUUCCGCAAUCCCGGCAACGCAACAAGAACGACGAAGGAAAUAUGCUGUGCUGUAGGACCUUCAGUUGUCUCUUACGACUCCACAAAAGUUUGGUUCUACAAGUUCAAAAACGGUGACUUUGACAUGUCCGAAAAGUUCGAUAUGGUAGAUUAUCAGCGUUGGAGAAACCCCACCUUCUGA